GAGUCCGGCGCGCCCUCCAUCCCCGGCGGCGUCGGCAAGGAGUAGCUCGGUGAACCCGGAUACUAAUAAAGUUCGCUAGAGACUCAUAAUCGUUCUGAAAGAGCGGAGCGGGUACGAGGCGUCCGCGGGGAGGAGCCGGGCUCGGUGCUGCGGGCUGUGCGUUCCGGGCUCGGUGUUGCGGACUGUGCGUUCCGGGCUCAGCGCUGCGGGUUGUGCGUUCCGGGCUGCGGGCUCCGCGCUGAGGGUUCCGGGCUGCGGGCAGAGGUGAGUGCGGCCUGCGCGGCCUCGGCUCGGGGCUGCGGUGCCGCCGGGAUGUCGCUGUGGGCGCGGACGGCGGCUGCGGGCGGCGCUCUGCUCUCGCGUCCUCGUGGGGACCGCUCCGCGCCGACGACCCCGGCCGCGGCUCGCUCACCAACCGCCGUGGCUUCCCAGGAGCGGGAACCCGAGAGUGGGAGAACUUGAUGCGGGUGCGGCGCGGCGCGGGACGCACAGGGCUGCGCGACUCCGCCUGGGACGAUCCCAGUGCCUUCUGUAACGGGCGGGUUGCUGUAGGAAAAAACAAACCCGGCAAGCCUUUCUUUAGCAAGUUGACCCAUCCUUUCCUUUGCCUACGCGAGAGUCUGCAUUGGUUGCCAAGGGAUUUGAAACCGAGAAGAGAGGACAUUGAUAAUUACUGGUGAAGAAUUGUUUAGAUUGAGAAGAGGAAGUCGACUUCCCAAAACUGAGCCAGUGUGAAACACAAGCUGGAUGAACACGGUCAGAUCUUGGUUUGAGGGAGACAGUGUGGUCUCCUGGAGUUAGAGCUGCUGCAGAAACUCUUCCUGUUUCAAAAAUGUUGGAGGAAGAUAUGGAAGUGGCCAUCAAGAUGGUGGUGGUGGGGAAUGGGGCGGUUGGAAAGUCGAGCAUGAUUCAGCGCUACUGCAAAGGCAUUUUCACAAAAGACUACAAGAAAACCAUCGGCGUAGACUUUUUGGAGCGACAGAUUCAGGUUAACGAUGAAGAUGUAAGGCUAAUGUUAUGGGACACUGCAGGUCAAGAGGAGUUUGAUGCAAUCACGAAGGCCUACUAUCGAGGAGCCCAGGCUUGUGUGCUUGUGUUUUCUACCACAGACAGGGAAUCUUUUGAAGCGAUUUCCAGCUGGAGAGAAAAAGUAGUAGCGGAGGUUGGAGAUAUACCAACCGCACUGGUGCAAAACAAGAUCGAUCUGCUGGAUGAUUCAUGCAUCAAAAAUGAGGAAGCGGAGGGACUGGCCAAAAGGCUAAAGCUGAGGUUCUACCGGACGUCCGUGAAGGAGGACCUCAACGUGAGUGAAGUUUUUAAAUAUUUGGCUGAGAAACACCUACAAAAACUCAAACAACAAAUAACCGAAGAUCCAGAACAGACACACUCAAGUAGUAACAAGAUUGGUGUCUUUAAUGCAUCGGUCAGAAGUCACUUGGGCCAGAAUUCAAGUUCCCUUAAUGGUGGCGAUGUCAUCAACCUUAGACCUAACAAACAAAGGACCAAGAGAACCAGAAACCCUUUCAGCAGCUGUAGUGUACCCUAAACUGUUUCAUGGAGGACAAAGCUGAAUUGCACCGUGCAGUUAACGGCACUGUGUGCGGGCUGUCCUGCGUGUGUCGUGGGCCUCUCACCACGCUCUGAAAGCUGACAUUGUAACGCUGCUCUGCUGUGCUCCUCAGAAUGUAGAUGGCGCCCUCUGCUGGAGAAUUACUGCUCUGUGGACUCACUCUAGUUUUUUACCUUAGACGAGGCUUCUCCUGUUUUUGAACGGACACCAGUGGAAAUGUCAAAAACAGGUUUUGCUGAAUUUUAAAUUCUGAAGACAAAAACAACAUGACUAACUACAUCGGUAACCAUUUUACCCUGAUGGACCAUGAGGGAUGGCAAGCAUUGUUCUGACACUGGGCGUCGAGCUUUUCUGGAAUGUUCAGUCUGAAUGCUUAAAGAACAUAUGGAAGGGAAACCCGGACUAUGUCAGACUGCCCUGGUGUGUGUGUUGUCAGAGGUACUCGUGCAAUAUCCGUGAUGUGCGGACUGUGGGGGUGUGCAUGCAGACUCCUGGCUCAGGCAGUAGGCCUGUGCCCUGGGAAAGGGGAUGCAGAUUCUAGUCAGUUCGCUCGCUCGUACAACCAUUGCGUAUGUUUCUGGUCUCACCUGAGGCGUCCGGACAUACUUUACAGAAAGAACUUGGACCCAAGUGUGCCAAACACUACCGCUAAUUUUUACACUACUUUCCUAUUCAAAUUUGUAUUUAUGACAUCUUGUAGAGGCAGUUUCCUCUCCGACAGGUAGAUGAAAGGAAUGUAAAUGUCUGACUGCUCGGGCCUGUCCCUCCUGGGAUUCUCCCAGAGCCUUCUCCAUAGCCACUGUAAGCAAUGUGCCCGGUACACACAGCAGCCUGCAGCCACUCAGAAGGCCCUGUGGAGCGCGUGCACACCAGCUUCUGGCUGCUGACCUGAGACCAAACUCUGAACUUCCAAGCUGAAGGGGACCAUCUUUGCAGAGUGAUGGUCUUUGGUCCUGAUCACAGAUUUUCUGAAGCCCUGCAACUCUAAGGCAUCCUUUUGUUUACACUCUUAGUAUAGCAUUUACCAUUAUUGCUUAAGUUUUUCUGUGGCCUUUGGUGUACGUGGACCUUAUCAGGAACGAUCGGUAAGAAGCGCCUGUAAAGACCCGGUAUGGGAAAGAAGGGGAAACGUGUGAGCUGGGCACCAGCCUGCCUGCCAAAGAGAUAAUAUCAUGAGUUCUACUAAAAACUCAUUAUCCUUAAUCAGUCAUUUUACUUAGAAAAUAUCAAUAACCCGUUUCCACAGUCCUGGUUUUCAUGUACUUCAAAAUAUAUAAAAGUGAUAUUUCUUGGAACGUGUGCUUUUCCUUUCUUUUUUUUUCUUUUUUUUACUAAAAUAUAUAAAUAGUUCCUAUAUUUCUCUUGUCUUUUUUUUCUUUAAAGUUUACCCUUGGCGUACCACCCAUCCUGCCCAGCACAGGUUCCUGUUGCGAGCAGAGGUCGCUGAGCGCCCUCCCUCCAUGGUGGUCCACAUGCUUGCUUUUCCCAUUGGCAUCCCAAGCAGGCAGGAUCAUCUGUGUGGUCAGCUGUUAGCGCCCCUGGUGCAGGGUAAGGUGGGGGACUUGGAUCCACACAGUGGUGCCUGCUGUGAGACGUGAUUUUUUUCCUCUUCAAACACAGACUCCUCAGUUUUUACACAAAGUAAAUUUGUUGGCAAAUAAAUUAGUUGACCCUUUUAAUGGCAUUGGCAGAAAAUUCAUUCCUUAUAGAACAUUGUAGCUUUAUUUGUAGCCACUAAAUGCAUGGUAAAAAGGUGUGUGGUCUGUCUCUUUAAAACAGUGUCUGGUGAUGGCUGCCGUUUCCUUAAUAUUUGUUAGCUUGUCUCCCCGUCCCCCUCCCUCUCCCUCUCCUGGAGCUGAGGACUGAACCCAGGUAAGUGCUCUACCACUGAGCUAAACCCCAGCCCCUUCCUUAAUAUUUGUAACAGAAGUUUAUGUGUUUUGUUUUAUCCAUUUUUUAUGGGAGCAUUUGUUACACAUUUGGUUUUUACUUUGCACCACUGUAUUUUCUACCUAACUUAAAAAGGUCUAAAAUCAGCCACAGGUAAUAUUAAUUUAUCAAUAUAUUCAAUUCUGAAACCCUCAAAGGUCACGUUAUUGGUUUCUUCUGUGACUGUAACGUUUAUGAACUCUGGGCCACCAGACCUUUGUGCUCUAAGUAACUUUUGCAGUGUCACCGGUUCUUAGUGGCGGGCACAGAGCUGUGAAGUCAUUGCUAUAUCUAAGAGUUCCUCAGGUUUCUGCAGUCUCGGCCUAAGAAGGAGAUAGUUUAUAAAACAGCCCAUAUACAUACAGCAGUUCAAAUAAAAGCAGGUUGAACUGUUUCUUCUCCACUCAAGGUGACCAUACACAUGGAGAUUUCAAAUUCCAGCACUACCACAGGGAGCAUGUGUGACCCCUCCACUGCCGAGUGAAGUGGGGCGGAUGCUCCUGACUUGUCUUGGCAGAGCUGAGAACUCGGGUAUGGCCCUCCUGUCUUUCUGAGGGUUUAGGAUGGGGAGUUGGCCUUAGAACCCGAUGCUGCCCCCUGAGGUGCUCUUGUAAUCUGAGAUGCUGCUUGCCUCUGGAGGAUCCUGGUGGCUGUGGUGAGUGCCCUGGGAGCACCUCAGAGAGAUGUGUGGGCUGCAGGGAGCCCACAAGGGCAGAGCUUUGGCUUCCAUAGCCUUAGGUGAGCAGAUGGCUUUAGUCACACUAACAGUUACGUCGAACGUGCUGUUGCUCCUAAGAGUUUCACGUAUAAAGCUGAAAAAUACAUCAUACAAAUGAAGCUGUCUGCACACAGGUAAACAAAACCCCAGCAGGGUCUGAAAUGCCCAGGUAGCCAGCGCCCAGAUGGCAGACUGAUUCGGCCAAAAGAGUCUUGGUUACUGCCACUUUUCUGUUGUCACUUGAAGUAUCUAUAGUAGGAUGUUGAUAAAUGGUAUUUUAAAAAUAAAAUCUUUGGGUCAAAGGAAAAACUUAACCCCUUCUAUAUUUUUGUUACUAAUAAAUAAUGCUUUUGUAAAUCCGAAUAGAAAACUACUUGUAUGUUUUCCUAUUGAGUGGUACUUAACGCCUUUGGGGUUAAUUUUAAAAUGUACUACUUGAUUAAAAUUUCCACAAAGUUGAAUUCCAAUAACUCAAAAAAAUAAAACAUUUCAAAGCUA
Messenger RNA from Mus musculus (house mouse), 4715 nucleotides. RefSeq names its product RAB23, member RAS oncogene family (gene Rab23). The record is from RefSeq and is marked validated. Gene Ontology annotation, cellular component: phagocytic vesicle membrane; autophagosome; cytoplasmic vesicle. NCBI's taxonomy places the organism in Eukaryota, Metazoa, Chordata, Mammalia, Rodentia, Muridae. Bases 833 to 1546 code for a protein of 237 amino acids. The transcript is spliced from 8 exons. Gene Ontology annotation, molecular function: GTPase activity; GTP binding; G protein activity. Gene Ontology annotation, biological process: anatomical structure morphogenesis; animal gross anatomical part developmental process; regulation of smoothened signaling pathway.